This is a messenger RNA of Eublepharis macularius, 1404 nucleotides long. It is a transcript of the gene FUT4, whose product is annotated as fucosyltransferase 4. NCBI's taxonomy places the organism in Eukaryota, Metazoa, Chordata, Lepidosauria, Squamata, Eublepharidae. The record is from RefSeq and is a predicted model, not a curated record. Bases 1 to 1341 code for a protein of 446 amino acids. Gene Ontology annotation, cellular component: membrane. The transcript has a single exon. Gene Ontology annotation, molecular function: alpha-(1->3)-fucosyltransferase activity.
AUGGCCGGGCGGGGCGGCCGCGCCUGCGGGCAGGUCGGGCAGCGGGAGCCGCCGGAGGGGCAGGGCGCUGGGCGGAGGCGGUGGCAGCCGGCGGCGCAUCCCGAGCAGCAUGAGGCAGCGGCGGCGCCUUGUUCAUCUGCCUGGCCGGCGGCGGCCUGGGCUGCGCCCUCUGCGCCUCCGGAUCCGAGGCAGCGGCGGCCGGGCCGGGAGGCUGCGGCCCCGACGGGGUGGCGGCUGCGGCGGCGGCCGGCGAUGGAGGCGCCGGCGGGGGGCCUACUGCGGCGGCUGCGCGGGCGGCGGCUGCGCUGCGGCGGGGGCUUGCCCAAGCGGCAGUGGCGGCUGCUGGCGGCCGGGCUGACCUGCUGCGCCGCGCUGGCCUUGUACGCCGCCAGCAGCCUGCAGGACCUGCGCCUGCUGCGGCGCUCCCGCGACGAGGACGAGGAGCCGCUGCGCAUCCUGCUCUGGUGGGAGCCCUUCGGGCGCGACCGGCCGCUGGGCGACUGCCGCCUGCGCUACAACAUCAGCGCCUGCAGCCUGAGCACCAACCGCAGCCGCCAGCAGGAGGCGCACGCCGUCCUCUUCCACCACAGGGACCUCAUCCUGCACGGCGCUGGCCAGCUGCCCCCGGCCAGGCCCCCCGGCCAGCGCUGGGUGUGGAUGAACUUCGAGUCGCCCUCCCACUCGCCGGCCCUGCAGGGCCUGGCUGGCCUCUUCAACUGGACCAUGUCUUACAGAGUGGACUCGGACGUCUUCGUGCCCUAUGGCUACCUGCAGCCCAGGCAGGCGCCUGUCCCCUUGGCCUUGCCCACCAAGACCAAGCUGGUCGCCUGGGUGAUCAGCAACUGGAACGAGGAGCACGCCCGGGUCCGCUACUUCCGCCAACUGAAGAAGUAUCUCCCCAUUGACAUUUACGGGGCCCAAGGCCUGGAGCUCAAAAACGACAGCGUGGUCAAGACCGUCUCCGAGUACAAGUUCUACUUGGCCUUCGAGAACUCCCAGCACCCCGAUUACAUCACCGAGAAGCUGUGGAGGAACGCCUUCAAAUCCAGGACCGUGCCCGUCGUCUUGGGUCCUCCCAGGUCCAACUACGAGCUUUUCAUCCCCUCGGAUUCUUUCAUCCACGUUGAUGACUUUGCCAGCCCCGUGCAGCUGGCCGUUUACUUGAAAUUCCUCGAUAAAAAUAAGAACCGGUACAGGAGGUAUUUUGCCUGGCGGAAAAGAUUCGAUGUCCGGGUGACUUCAUUCUGGGAUGAACACUGCUGCAGGGUCUGUGAAGCCAUCAGGGCUGCAGGGGACCAACGCAAGACCAUACAGAAUCUUGCAAACUGGUUUGAGAGUUGACCAUGUUGGUCUAGCCAGAGUUCUACCAAGGAAAGGAAAUAAGAGAUAUACAGAGAGCUGAGG